Hyaloperonospora brassicae is the source of this 1902-nucleotide messenger RNA. The record is from the annotation of a GenBank genome assembly. Lineage: Eukaryota; Oomycota; Peronosporomycetes; Peronosporales; Peronosporaceae.
AUGCCCUCGGCCGACGGCUGCCGCCUCGUCGGCCUCGCGCUCGUCGUCGACGACAGCAGCAAAGGCUGCAACUUGGCGUUCCGCUACCCGCCGGCGCCGCCGCACAAGGCCUCGAGCUUCCACACGCUGCCGGCGCCGCUCCUGGCGAAGCUCUUCCGCCCCAAGAACGCGCUCUGCAACGCGCGCCUCGAGCUCGUGGUCGACGAGCUGCGGUUCGUGAGCCACCCCGUGCUCGUGUCCACCGACGCGCACGAGACGACAAUGUUCAACGUCAUCUUCGCGCUGACCGACGACGGCGUGUGGCGCGCGGACGCCGGCGCGACAACGGACGAGCGGCGGCGGACGCGGGCGCAGGCGUUUUAUACAGUGGCGGCGCAGCUGGCGAACGGACUGCUGCACGAGGAGCUGCGCGUGGGGUUCGUGUCGAGCGAAGUGCGGGAGCUGCUGCACGUGCGGGACGAAGUCGUGCAGAGCGCGCGGCGCGCCGGGACGAGCAGUGCAGCGAACACAGGGGCAGGUGGAACGAGUAGCGGCGCGUCGGGUCCGAGUGCAGCGGGUGCAGCAGCUGCAGCAGCAGUGGGAGGUGCAGUGAGCAGUAACGGCGCAGGUGGGACUGUGGACGGUGGAGGUGGCAGUGCGGGGACUGCUGCUGGGGCAAGUGGGGUGCAUGUGUACCAUCCACAUCCGCAUCAGAUGCCGCCGCCUCAUCAUUUGCGAAGCGAAGCGGGGGAGAGUGGGAGUGGAUCGAGCAGUGUGGAGGUGGACAUGCAGACGCUGACGGCGGUGUCGCUGGAGAAGAGCGUCUUGGCGAACGAUUUGAAGCGCGUGUUUCAUGGACUCGCGGAAGCAGGGGCUGCGCACGUUGUCCUAAAUGGAUGGGUCAAGUUAUCGCUGACGCUCACGGAUGCGGUGACGGUGCAGAUGGCGAGUCUACGUCCGUACCACACGCUGCUGCUCUUGUCGGACAAGAGUGCAAUUUUGACGCAAUUGCCGGCCGAUCAUGCACGUCAGCUACGAGAUCUGGUUGAGGCGGUGAACCCGUUGAAGAGUUUUCAGGACAUCGCUCUCGAGACUAGUAUUCCGAUCCACCAGGUCUUUCGCCUGUCGGCUCAUCUCGUCUACUGGGGACACGGGCGUAUCGUGGACGCCAUCACGCUGUACAACAUCUACCAGGUGACUGCGAGCGCAGAUUUGCACGUCGCAUCACCGCUGGCAGUGGAGUUCCGGCGGAAGUUUGCACCCUAUGAACUGGGAGAAGUGUUGUCGACAUUCUCAGGAACGCGUCGCAUUGGCGAGUACAUGAAGACUCUGUCGACGGCGAAGAAAACGGAGUACGUCCACAUGCUGAUCUGGCUGCUGCAGCAGCGAUUUGUUGUGCAGCUCCACCGCUACAUCUAUUUUAUGAUUCCGUCGGACGGAGACUACGCCGCUGACCUUGGCGCCAAACGCGCUUCGUCCGUCGGAGAGUCCUCUCCUGUACCCAUAGCAUCCAGCUUCCGUCGUCGGCGUGUCAACAGCAGCAUGACAAACGCGAGCGUAACUGGAAGUGUGUCGGUAGCGCAGACACCACCUGCUGGUCCAGCAAGUUUGGCAUUGCCGUCGCCUCCAGUGGCACCAAUGUGCGGACGUCCUACAGCAGAAGGACACGGAGGCAGCACAGUGCCGAUGGCGCAAGCGACGAACGUCGCGAGCCAGUUGCUGUUCACCGAUCAGGAGCGGGCGUAUCUGGCCAAGAUCGCCAAACCCAAUCCCGUGUUUGCGCUGUUCAAGCGCCUGUGCGUGUAUUUUCAUGGAGAGCACCAUAUCGAAGAGAUUAUGUGGCGCGAGAACUUGUCUCGCGGGGAGCUGCGCACCGUGAUGAGCACGUACCAGGACAUUGUCGUCUGCUGUCUACACGAGUGA